UCUUAAAUUAAUUAUCAAAUUCUUCUAUAUUGUAUUAAUACUCGAUAAACACAUUCCUCUCAUUUGCCUUUAUAAACCCACUACCACUCCACUAUUUUCACAUACCCAGUCAUAGCAAAUCCACCCUUCCGAAACAACCAGAGCAGAAAAGAGAUGGGUCUGUUUAGAUCAUCAGCAGCCAUGUUCGUUCUCUUGUUUUUCGCUUUCACCUUGUCCUCAGCCUCUGACAUGUCGAUCAUAUCUUAUGAUCAAACACAUGCUACCAAAUCCAGCUGGAGAACCGAUGACGAGGUCAUGGCUAUAUACGAAGACUGGCUGGUGAAGAACGGCAAGGCCUACAACGCUUUGGGAGAAAGGGAGAGGAGGCUUCAGGUUUUUAAAGACAAUUUAAGGUUCAUUGAUGAGCAUAACUCUGAGAAUCGGACCUACAGGGUCGGGUUGAACCGGUUCGCUGAUCUUACCAACGAGGAGUACCGAUCCAUGUACCUGGGUGGCCGGAGUGGUAUUAAAAGGAACAGGUUGCGUAAAACCAGUGAUCGUUACAAUCCACGUCUCGGCGAGUCUUUGCCGGAUUCCGUUGAUUGGAGGAAAGAAGGUGCCGUCUUAGAGGUCAAAGAUCAAGGAAGUUGUGGGAGCUGCUGGGCUUUCUCAGCGAUUGCUGCUGUGGAAGGGAUCAACAAGAUCGUUACUGGUGACCUCAUCUCUCUAUCGGAGCAGGAAUUGGUGGAUUGUGAUACCUCCUAUAAUGAAGGAUGUAAUGGAGGUCUAAUGGACUAUGCCUUUGAAUUCAUCAUCAACAAUGGUGGCAUUGACUCUGAGGAAGAUUACCCUUACACUGCUCGUGACGGCAAAUGCGAUGCAUACAGGAAAAACGCCAGGGUUGUUACAAUUGAUGAUUAUGAAGAUGUUCCUAUGAAUGAUGAGAGAGCACUACAAAAGGCAGUCGCAAGUCAACCAGUGAGUGUUGCAAUUGAAGCAGGUGGCAGGGAUUUCCAGUUUUACUCAUCGGGUGUUUUUUCGGGUAGAUGUGGGACGGCAUUGGACCAUGGUGUCGCUGCAGUGGGUUAUGGCACAGAAAAUGGUCAAGAUUAUUGGAUUGUCAGGAACUCGUGGGGGAAAAGCUGGGGAGAAAAUGGCUAUCUCAGAAUGGCGCGAAAUAUUAAUAUGGCAACUGGGAUAUGUGGAAUUGCGAUGGAAGCUUCUUCUCCUAUCAAGAAAGGCCCAAAUCCCCCCAACCCUGGCCCGUCUCCUCCAUCUCCAAUAAGGCCUCCAACCGUCUGCGACAAUUACUAUAGCUGCCCCGAGAGCAAUACUUGUUGCUGCCUCUUUGAGUAUGCCAACUUCUGCUUUCAAUGGGGAUGCUGCCCACUUGAGGGUGCUACCUGCUGUGAAGACCGUUACAGUUGCUGCCCACACGACUAUCCCAUCUGCAACAUUAACCAGGGAACCUGCUUAAUGAGUAAGGACAACCCAUUAGGAGUUAAGGCAAUGAUGCGCAUUCCUGCUAAGCCUCACUGGGCUUUUGGAGCUGAAGGCAAGAAGAGUAGUGCUUAGGUAAAAGUUAGGUCUUUGAGGCAGCGGACGAUAGAAUGAGGCAGGGAUAGAAGAAUCAUACCAGUGGUUGAUACCCCUCCUUGGUUUCUAUGAAGCUGCACAACUUUAUUCAACCAUUAAGAUCGGUAUUAGAAAGAUGGUUCAUUAAAAGUUUAUUCAGCUGCUGAUUACGUGCAUAGAUUUCUAUUUAUCAUGUUUCAUUUGAAGAAAAGGUAUAUUGAUCAGCUUCCAAUAUCCACAGUAAAUGUUGUCAUCAUUGGCAAAUAUGGCUUUCAUGAUUGGGUUUGUCAUUCCAAUGAUACUCGCAGUUCUCAAACCAUCAAUAGCUUUUAUCUUUA
Hevea brasiliensis (rubber tree) is the source of this 1892-nucleotide messenger RNA. Its product is annotated as cysteine proteinase mucunain. NCBI's taxonomy places the organism in Eukaryota, Viridiplantae, Streptophyta, Magnoliopsida, Malpighiales, Euphorbiaceae. The record is from RefSeq and is a predicted model, not a curated record. Bases 154 to 1554 code for a protein of 466 amino acids. Gene Ontology annotation, cellular component: lysosome. The transcript is spliced from 5 exons. Gene Ontology annotation, molecular function: cysteine-type endopeptidase activity.